This is a messenger RNA of Pseudozyma hubeiensis SY62, 1332 nucleotides long. RefSeq lists its product as hypothetical. Bases 1 to 1332 code for a protein of 443 amino acids. The record is from RefSeq and is a predicted model, not a curated record. Lineage: Eukaryota; Fungi; Basidiomycota; Ustilaginomycetes; Ustilaginales; Ustilaginaceae. Gene Ontology annotation, biological process: response to oxidative stress. Gene Ontology annotation, cellular component: cytoplasm. The transcript has a single exon.
AUGUCAGGCUGGGGAUCUUGGCUCAAAGGCGACGCUGCAGCCGGCGCGGCUGGCGGCGCUCCAGCUGCCUCUGGAAGCAACUUCCACGCCAUUAGCGACAAGGUCGCUCAGGCCGCCCUCUUUGGCCCUCUCGAAGCCUCGGAUCUCGAAUGGACCUGUGCCGGUGGGUUCACCACCGAGACGCAGACCUGGUACUCUGUGCUCCACGAUGGCUCUUUCGCCACCUCUCAGAUCAUCCACUCGGCUGUCGGACUCUGGUACCCUCAGGUGCAGAUGACAUUUAAGUACUUCAACCCAAAGACCGGCAAGAAGAUCUGGAAGUCGGUCAACGUGACCAAGUUCGCCGCUCAAAGCGACAAACGCUCCAGCAAGGCCGCUGAAUUCAGCGUCAAUUUUUCCACCACCGACGCCGGCGACGACAAGUACACCAUCACCGCCAACCUCGACACGGAUCUGCAACUCUCUUGGUCCUUCACCCGACCGUCCGCUGUCAAAGGCUGGAAGCUCGGCUCGGGUCCCAAGGGAGGUUUCAGCUACUUCGGCUCCAACCCGGACAGUCCUGAAGGCUACGUUAUCCACCGAUUCUGGCCCGUGGCCGAGAGCGAGGGUCACAUCAUCUCGCAUGGUGCUGCUAUCGACGCAAAGGGUACAGGCAUGUUUGUACAUGCUAUCCAGGGUAUGCGACCCAACUUGGUCGCUGCCAAGUGGAACUUUGCCAACUUCCAGGCGCAGGAUGACAAACUCGGAAGGGUCAGCGGCGUCAUGAUGGAGUUCACCACCACUCCUGAUUAUGGCAGCGUCGAGAAGGAGCAGCAACGUCAAUCGCUCACAGUCAACAUCGGAUCCAUCGUAGCCGAAGGAAAGCUCAUCUCUGUCACCGCUGCCACCCGAACUGCUGGUGCAGCCGAAUCGCAACCCAGCCGCAAGAGCAACUCGUACGUCAAACACCUCGACAAGACCUUGGAUCAGGACACUGGCUACCAAGCACCUCAAUCCAUCGAGUAUCAUUGGCAGGGACCUCUGCUCGAUGCUUCUUCAGGAAAAGGUGAUCUGCAGAACACCGUCGAGGCUUCCUUGAAGGUCGACUUGGGCAAACCGUAUCCUUCGAGCGAGACCCAUGGUUUGGUGGACAAGGUCGACGUGUUGGCAGAAAUCCCGUACAUGGUGAGGAAGCUGGUCAACUAUGUGGCUGGUACCAAGCCGUAUAUCUACCAGACGCUGAAUGAGGCGACGUUGAAGAUCAAGUUGCCAGAGGCUUAUGGUGGGGAUGUCAAGGGCGAGACCGAGGUCAAGGGUUCGCUGUUUGAGGAACACACGUUUAUCAGCGGUUAG